Molecule: messenger RNA, 171 nt
Organism: Trichoplax adhaerens
Lineage: Eukaryota; Metazoa; Placozoa; Uniplacotomia; Trichoplacea; Trichoplacidae
Exons: 1
Biological process (GO): sex differentiation; regulation of transcription by RNA polymerase II
Cellular component (GO): nucleus
Molecular function (GO): RNA polymerase II cis-regulatory region sequence-specific DNA binding; DNA-binding transcription factor activity, RNA polymerase II-specific
Source: RefSeq, a predicted model, not a curated record
CGCUCACCUAAAUGUGCUCGCUGCCGCAAUCAUGGGGUUAUUUCUAUCUUAAAAGGGCAUAAACGUUAUUGCCGUUGGCGCGAUUGUACAUGUGCAAAAUGUAUCCUGAUUGCAGAAAGGCAAAGAGUUAUGGCUGCUCAAGUUGCGUUAAGGCGACAACAGGCACAAGAA